GACUAAACGUGGCGUUUUACUGGUUGUGGCUCCUUGUUCUGCUCGCCCUAAGACUCUGAUUGUUGCAGAAGCAAAACCCUAAGUUUAAACAGCGAUGAGCGCCAAGCCGUUGGAUUCGCUGCCUCCGACCGAAACCCUAGAGAUAGAGAAUGGGCUUUCGCUGGUGCCGCGCGUGAGGCUCAAUCUCACGGUUUACUCGUCGACCGGAGUCGUGACGAAACCCGUCGACGAGUGGAAGAUGAAGCGGACGCUCAUCGACUUCCUCAAGAACUCGCUUUCCGUCCCCAUCACCGUCCCCGAAGACGACCUCCAGAUCCGGCGGCUCAGGGACCUCAAGAAGCGGAAGCGCGACGACCCCGUGGCUUUCGGCGUUCUCGUGAUUCGCGACCUAGGGUUUCUGAAAAAGGGCGGGAAGCGAAGUGACGUGGAAGAAGAAGAGGAUGCGAAGGAGUUGGAGAGGAAGUUUCUGGAAUGGAGAAAGUACAUUGUUGAGAAAAUGGACGGGAUUGAGCUCAACAUCGAAGGGGUUAAGUACAAGCUGAAUGUUGUUGUUCCAGAUUCGGAUGAUUUCGAGGGCACCAAGAAGGCUUGGGAGGAGUUCUACGCCUUCGGAAAUCGGGGGUUUUCGAGGGGGAAGCAAGAGCCGGAUACGAUAAUAGUGAGGGGUGUUCCGUCACGCUGGUUCGCAGAGCCGCGGGUUUCUUCCUCCAAGUUUUCAGUGCUGGUUACCCAUACCAUAUUUUCUACAUUUGGGAAGAUAAGGAAUCUUAAUGUUGCUGAGGACGAUGGUCUAGGUAAGGAUGCAAAUGAGGAUGGCGAUGACUUAAUUUCUGGUCUCCACUGUAAGAUUGUGGUUCAGUUUGAGACAUACCAGGACUUCUAUAAUGCCUUCAAGGUGUUAUGCGGCCGCUCAUUGCAGAAGGAAGGAUCUAAAUUGAGGGCUGAUUAUGAGGUUACAUGGGACAAGGACGGAUUCUUCCGAUUCUCAAGAAAUCAACCGGAGCAAAACAGUAGUAGGCUACGAGAAAUGACGACGACAAAUCAGAGAAGUGAAGCUCCCCGGCAUCAGCAACGCGUUUCUCAAUUCAGUGCGGACCAGGCUCCCCGAAAGAGGUUUAAGGAAUAGGGCAAAUUAAUCUGAAUAUUUUUUCUGGAGCUGGAGCUGGGAGUGUGUUAACUUGGUAUAAUUACGAAAGAAACGACUGAAGCACUCUUACUUUUCAAAGAUGUAUUAGCCUAUUGCAAAUUCCUCAAUUACUUUUCAGCCCCAAAUUCUUGUUCGUUCCUCCAUAUAUCGUCGGGGGUGUUUUAACACUACCGGCCCCAAUAUUUUUGUGCUUUUUUCUUCUAAUCUUCACUCAUCUUCGUUUGUCACCGAAUUAUACUUAUUAUGCAGCAGCUCUACUUGUUUUA
Malus domestica (apple) is the source of this 1413-nucleotide messenger RNA. RefSeq lists its product as uncharacterized. NCBI's taxonomy places the organism in Eukaryota, Viridiplantae, Streptophyta, Magnoliopsida, Rosales, Rosaceae. The record is from RefSeq and is a predicted model, not a curated record.